AUGGUGUACAGCCACCAUGUUUGCGGCUGUGCCCUGGCCACCGGGCUGUCAGCCCUGCUGGUGAUCAGUGCCUCCCUUCCAGAGCUGAAGGACCUGAACAGCUCCAUGACAACCUCUGAGAUGGCCAGGGAGGUCGAGGAGUUGAGGAAGGACUGUGCGAGUUACACAGAGAAACUGGAGAGGAUUAAGUCUGCCACCAACCACGUGACUCCGGAAGAAAAAGAGAAGGUUUGUAGCGAGCAGAAGCUGUACUGCAAGGAGUGGCGGAGGAGGAAGCGAAUGGCGACCGAGCUGCUGGAGGCCAUCCUGGAGGGGUACCCCAAAAGCAAGAAGCAAUUCUUUGAGGAGGUCGGGAUAGAGACAGACGAGGACCAUAAUGUCACGCUGCCGGUGGCUGUGUGA
Charadrius vociferus (killdeer) is the source of this 402-nucleotide messenger RNA. It is a transcript of the gene PSMC3IP, whose product is annotated as PSMC3 interacting protein. Lineage: Eukaryota; Metazoa; Chordata; Aves; Charadriiformes; Charadriidae. The transcript is spliced from 5 exons. Gene Ontology annotation, cellular component: condensed nuclear chromosome; DNA recombinase auxiliary factor complex. The coding region runs from base 1 to 402 and encodes 133 amino acids. Gene Ontology annotation, molecular function: double-stranded DNA binding; recombinase activator activity. The record is from RefSeq and is a predicted model, not a curated record. Gene Ontology annotation, biological process: meiotic joint molecule formation; meiotic strand invasion involved in reciprocal meiotic recombination; homologous chromosome pairing at meiosis.